Rangifer tarandus platyrhynchus (Svalbard reindeer) is the source of this 6843-nucleotide messenger RNA. NCBI's taxonomy places the organism in Eukaryota, Metazoa, Chordata, Mammalia, Artiodactyla, Cervidae. The record is from the annotation of a GenBank genome assembly.
AUGUACCGCAGCGGCGCCCGCUCCUCCGUCUCUUCACACCGGCCUAAAGAGAGCGGCGGGGGCGACCCGCGCACCGGCCGCAGCUCUGGCUCCUCCUCAGGCCCGGCUCGCCGCACCUCACCGCCGUCCUCCUGCUCCUCCUCUUCGCGGACCCCGGCUCGCCGGCCCCGCUCUCCGUCAGGGCACCGCGGCCGCCGGGCCUCUCCGUCCCCUCCGCGGGGUCGCCGCGGCUCCCCGUCUCCGCUCCGCGGCCGCCGGGCCUCGCCAUCCCCGCAGCGGGGUCGUCGCGGCUCCCCGUCCCCGCCGCGGGCCCGUCGCGGCUCCCCGUCGCCGCCGCGGAGCAGACGACUCUUCCCGCCGGGCUCGGCCGGCUUCCGAGGGAGCAGCCGGGGGGAGUCCCGCGCCGACUUCGCCAGGGACGGCCGCGGAGACCAUCCAGGCGACAGCGGCAGCCGGAGACGCUCUCCUGGUCUUCGAUCUGACUCUUCUUUGGAACAGAGCUUACGGAUCACUGUUGGCAAUGACCACUUCUGUGUUGGCAUACCAGAACGGAGGCGGCUUAGUGAUCGACUGGGGUCACCAGUGGAAAAUCUGGAGGAUGCAGAUAGGGAUGACCUGACUGAUGAUUCUGUCUUCACUCGAAGCUCCCAAUGCUCUCGAGGUCUUGAACGAUAUAUUUCCCGGGAGGAGGCACCUCUCAGUCCCUUCUUGGGACAACUUGAUGAGGACUACCGAGCAAGAGAAACUUUCCUGCAUCGAUCUGAUUAUAGUCCUCAUAUCAGUUGUCAUGAUGAGCUGUUGCGGGGAACGGAACGGAAUAGAGACAAACUCAAAGGCUCCUACUCUAUACGACCUGAGGAAAGUAGCCGGGAGGCCAAACGGCCCCGCUAUGAUGACACAGAGAAGAUGCACAACAUGGGAAGUGAUCACCCGAGUUUUACAUCAGGGACUCGCAACUAUCGACAGCGUAGACGGAGCCCAAGCCCUAGGUUUUUAGACCCUGAGUUUCGAGAGCUGGACCUCGCCAGGCGAAAACGAGAGGAAGAGGAGGAACGAAGUAGGAGCUUGAGUCAGGAACUGGUGGGAGUUGAUAGUGGCGGCACUAGUUGUCCCAUCCCUGGAUUGUCAGGUAUCCUAACAGCAUCGGAGCCAGGAUAUUCUUUACAUCGGCCUGAGGAAGUAUCUGUGAUGCCCAAGAAGUCAAUUCUGAAAAAGCGGAUUGAGGUGGACAUGGAGCCUUCCUUGCAGCUUGAGAGUUUUCCCGGCAGUACCAGCUCCAGCCAGGAUCACCCUCUUUACUCUGGACACUCAUCUCUUCCACUGAGUGGUGCUAUUGCCGCUUUCGCCUCAGAGGUUGAGAACAAGAAGGGAGCCGCGGUAGAGACGACCCUGAAGGAGUCUCCGGGCAGCCUCUACCAGUGGGGCCCCCUCCCUGGGGCGCCCAAAGACAGCAGUCCCCUCAGAGAGAAGUUUGGGAGUUUCCUGUGCCACAAGGAAAAAUUGGAUAUGAAGGCUGAGGCACCAGAGCGACACACAGACUUCUUGCUUCCUCACGAGAGAGCUAGCCAGGAUGGCAGUGGUUUCUCCUGCAUUCUGAGCAUGUUAGCAGAUUCUACCAGUACGCAGGAAAAAAGGCGACUUAGCUUCCCUGACAUUGAGGAUGAGGAGAAAUUUCUCUAUGGAGAUGAAGAAGAGGAUUUAAAAGCAGAAUCUCCACCAAAGCCCGUUGGGAGCUCUGAAAGUGAAGUUAUGAGACAGAAGGCAAGCUCCCUACCCUCUUCAGCUCCAGCUGUAAAGCUAGAAUCAAUAGAAGAGACCAAUCCAGAGUAUGCCAAGAUUCAUGACUUGCUCAAGACCAUAGGGCUGGAUAUUGGGGUAGCUGAGAUUAGUAAACUGGCUGCACGUACACAGGAACGACUUCAUGGCAAAAAGCCAUCAGGUUCCUCUGCUGACCGCCGUUCCUCUGCUGACCGCCGUUCCUCUGCUGACCGGCACUUUUCUGCAGACCGCUGUUCCUCAGUUGACCGCCGUUUCUCAGCUGAUAGGCGCUCUGCAGAUCCUCACAGACUGGAGAGCGGGGAGGUGCACCAUAGCAGUACCCACUCCCCAGAAGUGUCUCGUCCACACCAAGUCUCCCCUGUGGAUCCUUACUUGCUCACAAAAAACAGCCCCCCGUUCCUAAAGUCUGACCAUCCAAUGGGUCAUAUUACAGGACCUGAGGUGGUUGGCAGUGGGUUUCAGUCAUCUGUUGCAGUCAGGUGCAUGUUGCCAUCAGCCCCAUCUGCCCCAGUUAGACUUCCACACCCUGCUUCUUUAUCUCAGUUUCAUGUGCCAAGGGCCUCUCAGUUUGCUGCAGCUCGGAUACCUCCAAACUACCAGGGACCUGCCAUUCCUCCUGCUUCCUUUGAUGCCUAUAGGCACUACAUGGCAUAUGCAGCCUCAAGGUGGCCCAUGUACCCUGCCUCCCAACCUUCAAAUCACCCUCUACCAGACUCACACAGGACAGUGCCAGUUAGCAAACAAGCUACCCGUAGCCGUCCCAACCUCCGUGUGAUCCCCACUGUGACUCCUGAUGAGCCCAAGCAUGAGGAGUCAGUGCUGGGCUCAAUUCCUACUGCCCAAGUGCCUGUCCAUGUGUCCAUCCCAUCACUUAUAAGAUAUAAUCCGGAGAAGAUUUCUGAUGAGAAGAACCGUGCUUCCCAGAAACAGAAGGUUAUUGAAGAGAGGGAAAAGCUGAAAAGUGACCGUGAAGCUCGCCAGAAGAAGAUGUACUAUCUUAGAACUGAGUUGGAGCGGCUUCAUAAACAGCAAGGGGAAAUGCUGCGUAAGAAACGAAGGGAGAAGGAUGGUCACAAAGAUCCACUCCUAGUAGAGGUGAGUCGACUUCAGGAUAACAUUAUGAAGGACAUUGCAGAACUUCGACAGGAGGCAGAAGAGGCAGAAAAAAAGCAGUCUGAACUGGACAAAGUGGCUCAGAUCUUGGGAAUUAACAUUUCUGAUAAAUCUCAGAAGUCUUCAAGUGACAGUAGGGAGCCUACAGAGAAGACUGGGAAAGCAGAAAAAUCCAAGAGCCCAGAAAAAGUGUCGUCAUCCUCAAACUCCUCUUCCAGCAGCAAGGAAUCGAAGGUAAACAAUGAGAAUUCCCGUACUAAGAGCCCCAAGCCUGCUGAGAGCUCUCAGCCAGCUAAGCAGUCUGAUCAACCUGUUGCUGCCUAUGAGUAUUAUGAUGCUGGCAAUCACUGGUGCAAAGACUGCAACACCAUCUGUGGGACCAUGUUUGACUUCUUCACCCAUAUGCACAAUAAGAAGCACACACAGACACUGGAUCCCUACAACAGACCUUGGGCUUCAAAGACCCAGAAUGAAGCCAAGCAAGAUGCUGUAAAGCGCACUGACAAGAUAACUGUUCCUGCAAAAGGCUCUGAGUUUCUGAUUCCCAUCACUGGAUAUUAUUGCCAGCUCUGUGAGGAAUUUUUGGGGGAUCCAAUUUCUGGAGAGCAACAUGUGAAGGGUUAUCAACACAAUGAGAAAUAUAAGAAAUAUGUGGUUGAAAACCCAUUGUAUGAGGAGCGACGGAAUUUGGACCGCCAGGCUGGCUUGGCCGUGGUUCUAGAGACAGAACGGCGACGGCAGAGUGAGCUGAAGCGCAAGUUCAGUGAGAGACCGAAGGAAGAGAAGAAAGAAAAACAGGCAAAGAUUAUGAAGGAAGUAAAGGAGGACGACAGGGUGUCUGAGGAAUUAGAGGACCAGCUUUCUGAGGGUGGAAACUCCCCUGAAAAGGCUGAAAAUAGAAAGAGGCCUAGCAUCAAACUCCAAUUAAAAGAAGAAAUAAAAAAAGAACCACCAAUAUCUUCCUCUUUCGGGAAAUUCAGCUGGAAGAAGCCAGAAAAAGAGGAGGAAAAAAGUUUAGUGAUCCCAAGUAUUCCCAAAGAAGAGAUUGUGGAAAGUGGUAAGGACAAAGAGGAUGCCAAAGCUGAUCCUGGGAAGGCAAAGCCUAUCAAAAUCAAACUCUCUGGGAAAACUGUUGUUGCACAUACUAGUCCUUGGAUGCCUGUAGUGACAACUUCAACCCAGACUAAGAUCCGACCCAACCUGCCCAUUCCAUCCACAGUCCUCCGCAAAUCAGGUUCAGCCACAGUAAGCAAGCCAGCUCCGCUUAACACCUUUCUAUCCAUCAAGUCUUCUGGAACCACUGCUAAGCCUCUGCCAGUGGUUAAAGAGUCUUCAGCUGAUCUCCUCUUGCCUCCCGACAUCAUCUCUAAAGCAUUUGGAGGGGAAGAGGUGAUUUUGAAAGGGUCUCCAGAGGAAAAAAUGGUGCUGGCUGAAAAGAAUGAGCCACCACAUAUACCUGAACAAAUGCUACCACCUCCACCACCACCACCUCCACCACCACCUCCACCACCUCCAGUUAUACCUCCUCCAGCUGCCCCAUCUCCUACCCAAGCAAAUGCUAUUUUGGCUCCAGUAAAAUCAAACCCAGUUGUAUCUCACACUGUCAUCCCUGGCUUCCUGGGUCCUAACAUUUUGAACCCAGUAUUACCAGUAGCCAUCAUGGCCUCAGCACAGCCUACUGCCAUUCCUUCUGAUGAGACGGCUCCUGGGGUGAGUGAGAGUGACCGGGACCAGACCUUAUUCUCUGUGUUGGUGCGUCCUCCACCUCCCCUCUCAAGUGUGUUCAGUGAACAAGCCAAAAAAUUGGAAAAGCGGAAUUCAUGCUUAGCCACAGCCAAUGCUAAGGAUCUGUAUGACAUAUUCUACAGUAGUGGUGGAAAAGGAGCCCCUGAGACUAAGCUGAGUGGUGGUCCAUUGGCCAAUGGGGAAAAUAGAGCUGAAAAUUCAGACACCUCUUCCACUUCUACUUUGAACAGCAGUGCAUCCCAAGAGGAGUUGCCUUCAGGUAGAAAUUUGGUCUCUGCUCCUUUGGUCAGCAACUCUGAAAAGCCCAUUUCAAAACCUUUGGUGUCCUUAGGAAGAUUGUCAGUUGUAGAAAAUGUAGAUUCAAAAAACAGAGGCAGCAGCUAUGGCUUUCUGCAGCCUCUGACAAGGUUAUGCCAAAACAGGCCUUAUGAAACUAUUACUCCAAAGACAGAGACUUUGGUCAAGUGGGCGUCUGGUUCCUUCCAGAGUGAUCCUAAUAAGGAUAUAGCUCCAGUGAGGAAAAUUGAACUUGACGUGGGAGACCCUGGGCCACCAGGUGUGGAGCCAGCCUCUGAGCUGUCAGAUAUACAGUGUCAUACCAUGCAAUCUCAGAAGUUGGUAGAAACCCACCUUGUAGAAUCUAGUAAGCAGCAAAGCCAGGAGCUCCACCAGUCUAAGGAUUGUGGGAAAAGUGAAGUAGACACAAGCACUGAACUAAAAGAAGAAGUGAAACUCUCUGAAAGGACAGUGAGAGAGGGAACAGAUAUCAGUGUUGGGCCCAAUAGCAUAGAGGACUCUAAUUUGAACAGUGGGAACAGAUGCAUGUGGGAGGAAGAAGUAGAACAGCCCAACUCACAUAGGACUGAAAAAAAGGCUAAACAGUCCAGGAAAUUGAUAACAGAAAGUAAAACUCAAGGUAAAGUAGUACCUGAAUUGAAGACACAAGCUGUCUCUUCCACAAAGGCAAAAAUAGACUCAUUUCCGUCAGAAGCUAGGUCUUUACUCCAGAACCCACAAGAUGUGAAAAUUUCUGCCCCAGCAUUGCUUCUUCAGUCCCCAGCCAGAUCAGAUAUGUGUUUGAAAGACCAUGAGCAGAAGCAAGGAGUUUCAACUGGUAGUGAGGAGUGGCUAGAAAAUUCAGCACCAGAAUCAGCUUCCAGAACUUCUAGGUACAGAAGCCUCAAACUGAAGAGAGAAAGAUCAAAAGACUUGCAGGGUAAAAUGACCUAUAAACUGACUGUUUGGGAUGAGAACAAGAAGCCAGAGACCUGGGAGAGCCCAGAGAAACCAAAAGCAGAAGCCCUGGAGCUUCGAGAUGUCCAUCCAGAACUAACAGUGACAAUAGAGAACAAGGCCUUAGAAAACUUUGAAGUUACAGACUUAAAAGUAGAAGAGCUUGCUGCCCUGGGAAGCCUGGGGGAUAUAGGUAUUGAUUUCUGCAAUACUCGGGUAGACCCAGCACAUAGAUCCCCAGUUGCCCUGUCUCAGAAAGUAUGUGAAGAAAAUUCAGUGUCACCUCUAGGAAGUAAUCCCUCCAAUCUCACCGACUUUGAACCAGUACCAUCCUUUUCUGAGUUUCCCUUAGAUUCUCCCAAAACCCUGGUGCUGAACUUCGGAGCAGAGGAUGAACAAAACUCAUCUAAUCCCAGAACUGGGAGGAUCACUUCUAACAUUUUGAAAAGUGGACUUCCUAUAGAAAACGUUGGCCUUGGCUUGGGGAGCCUCGAGGGAACACACCAGGCCCUGGACCUGUUAGCAGGAGGAAUGAUGCCUGAGGAAAUAGAAGAAACAUCUCAAUUAGAGAAACAAGAUUCACUCAGAUUGGAAUCAGAAACAAUUAAUCCUUUAGGCCUUGGGCCAUCUCCUUGCCUUCCAGACCUUGUUGAUUUUGUCACACGGACAUCUGGAGUUCAAAAAGAGAAGAUAUGUUCUCCUCUCUCUGAGCCAGGUGACCGUCCUGAGUGUAGUUCCCUGGAGAUGGGACCACUGCAGCUAGAAAUACCGAAUGCAUCCAUCACGGAAGUAGCAGUUCCUCAAGUAGAUGAGUAUAGUGACAACCCUUUGAAUGUGGUAAAAUCUGUGGCUUCAGGGUCCCAUACAAGGGAACAAGUAGCCGGAGGCAGUACGAUCCCUCAGGAAAUAGCUGCACAAGAAGCUGCAGUUGAUGCCCUCCAGGACCACACGGAAUCCAGUGUUCACAGCUGA